AUGAUUGUUCGAUAUGUCAAGGUCAACGUUGGUAUUAACGGGUACGCCCCUUUUGCGCUUCGUCUUGUUGAAGAUGUUGGCGAUCGAUUCGGUCGUAUUGGCCGCAUUGUCUUCCGUAACGCUCUGGAGGCCCAGGGUGUUGAGGUCGUCGCCAUUAACGACCCCUUCAUCGACCUUGAGUACAUGGUCUACAUGUUCAAGUACGAUUCCGUCCACGGACGCUUCAAGGGAACCGUCGAGGCCAAAGAUGGCAAGCUCGUUAUCAACGGAAAGCCCGUCACCGUUUUCGCUGAGCGCGACCCUGGUGCCAUCCAGUGGGGAUCCGCUGGUGCUGAAUACGUUGUUGAGUCCACUGGUGUUUUCACCACCAUUGACAAGGCUUCCGCUCACUUGAAGGGUGGUGCUAAGAAAGUCAUUAUCUCCGCCCCCUCCGCUGAUGCUCCCAUGUUCGUGUGUGGUGUUAACUUGGACAAGUAUGAUCCCAAGUACCAAGUCAUCUCUAACGCUUCCUGCACCACCAACUGCCUUGCCCCUCUGGCCAAGGUUAUCAACGACAAGUUCGGUAUCGUUGAGGGUUUGAUGACCACCGUCCACGCCACCACUGCCACCCAAAAGACCGUUGAUGGUCCUUCCCACAAGGACUGGCGUGGAGGACGCAGUGUCAACAACAACAUCAUUCCUUCCUCGACUGGUGCCGCCAAGGCUGUCGGAAAGGUCAUUCCUUCUCUUAACGGCAAGCUGACUGGUCUUGCAUUCCGUGUCCCCACCCUCGAUGUCUCUGUCGUUGAUCUUGUUGUCCGUCUCGAGAAGAGCGCCUCCUAUGAUGACAUCAAGGCUGCCAUCAAGGCUGCUUCUGAAGGUGAAUACAAGGGAAUUCUCGAGUACACCGACGAGCAGGUCGUCUCCACCGACUUCAUCGGCCACACCGCCUCCUCCAUCUUCGACGCCAACGCCGGAAUCCAGCUGAGCCCCAACUUCGUCAAGCUCAUCUCCUGGUACGACAACGAGUGGGGUUACUCCCGCCGUGUCGUCGACCUCAUCUCCUACGUCGCCGCCAAGGACAAGGAGGCUGGUCUCUAA
This is a messenger RNA of Psilocybe cubensis, 1080 nucleotides long. RefSeq lists its product as uncharacterized. Gene Ontology annotation, biological process: glucose metabolic process. The record is from RefSeq and is a predicted model, not a curated record. Bases 1 to 1080 code for a protein of 359 amino acids. Gene Ontology annotation, molecular function: NAD binding; NADP binding; oxidoreductase activity, acting on the aldehyde or oxo group of donors, NAD or NADP as acceptor. The transcript is spliced from 7 exons. NCBI's taxonomy places the organism in Eukaryota, Fungi, Basidiomycota, Agaricomycetes, Agaricales, Agrocybaceae.